Seriola dumerili (greater amberjack) is the source of this 3397-nucleotide messenger RNA. RefSeq names its product glutathione hydrolase-like YwrD proenzyme. Gene Ontology annotation, cellular component: membrane. The record is from RefSeq and is a predicted model, not a curated record. Bases 72 to 2195 code for a protein of 707 amino acids. The transcript is spliced from 15 exons. NCBI's taxonomy places the organism in Eukaryota, Metazoa, Chordata, Actinopteri, Carangiformes, Carangidae.
UCCAAUACGGUUUAUUUUUUGUCGUGUUAUAUGCCUAGUUGUUGCCAACAGUCGCUGGUAGUUAAAGCGGGAUGGACACCGGCUUGACUUUCUCCUCUCGUCGGUCUCCUGUAGUGUGUUUACACGGCUGUGCAGCGUCCAGCCAGACGCUAGCUUCAAGUAUAGGUCUAGAUGUCCUGAAGUGUGGUGGUAAUGCGGCAGAUGCUGCGGUUGCCAUAGCGGCAGCACUGGCGGUAACAGAGCCGUGCAGCACCGGCCCUGGUGGAGAUGCCUUCUGCUUGUUCUACAACGGAAAAACCGGAGAGAUCAGAGGAAUUAACGGCAGUGGUCGUUCACCCAGAACCCAGACCCUGGAGUUCCUGGAAGGCCGUGGUUACACUGCAAAGACCCCUCCCUCACCUUUUGAUGCACUGAAUGUCACAGUACCAGGGGCUCCUGCUUGUUGGUGUGACACUGUCCAGCUGUUUGGUAGCCACAAGCUGUCCUUUCAGGAGUUGCUGAGUGGGGCGGUGGGGCUUGCAGAGGUGGGGUUUCCUGUUGCCGAGGUAACAGCUCACCACUGGGCAAACUGGGCGUCUGCUCUGAGAGAUGCAGGGAAGGAACUAGGUGGGGACCUGCUGAGUGAUAAUCAUGCGCCCAAAUGUGGACAAGUAUUCAGAAACCCUGCCCUGGCCCGGACCCUGAAGGAGCUGGGUGAACGGGGAAAAGCAGCUUUCUACCAAGACAGAGUGGCCCAAGCCAUCGUUGACGUCAUCAGCCAACACGGUGGAGUCAUGACCCUGGAUGACCUCAGCAGCCACGACAGUGAGGUCAUCACCCCUAUCAGCACAGAAUACAAGGGGGUGCGUCUGUGGGAGCCCCCUCCGAACAGUCAGGGACUGGCUGCCCUGCUGCUGCUCAACAUCCUGGAGAACUUCCCUCUCAAAGCUAUGGGCCACAACAGCUCUGACUAUGUCCAUGUUUUGGUGGAGGCUGUGCGUUUGGCUCUAACAGAUGCUCUGCGUUACCUGGGCGAUCCAGACCAUGUGACCCCCCCACUGGAAACCUUACUGGACAAGAGCUACAGCCAUCGGCGAGCACAGCACAUCAGCAUGGAAAGGGCCAUGGAGGGAGUGGAGCCUGGCCUAAUCACAGGAAGUGACACAGUCUAUUUCUGUGUGAUUGACAGUCAGGGGAACGCCUGUUCAUUUGUGAACAGCACGUACAUGGGCUUUGGGAGCGGGCUGGUCCCAAAAGAUUGUGGAUUCUCACUACAGAAUCGCGGUGCCAGCUUUUCUCUGCAUCCUAACCAUGUUAACUGUGUUGCUGGGGGGAAACGGCCAUAUCACACCAUAAUACCUGCGCUCCUCACUACCUCUGCAACCAAGUCAGAAAAACCCAGACUACUCGCUGCACUCGGGGUCAUGGGGGCAUUUAUGCAACCGCAAGGACACAUCCAGGUGUUGUUAAACAUGUUGGAGUUCGGGAUGAAUCCUCAACAAGCUCUGGACGCACCGAGAGUCUAUGUACAAUAUGACCUAAAAACUGAGGAGUGGUGGGUUAAUCUGGAGGAGGGGGUCGACCAGGAGGUGGCAGAGGAGCUGAAAAGACGGGGCCAAAAAGUCCGCUGGCCAAUCACAGGUUUCGCCAGGUCUCUGGGUCUGGCACUGCUGCCUCUGGCCCUCUGCUGUAUCCUGGCCAACUUGCUGCUGCUGUUUCCUAUGGGAGCAAUCACCUACAUCCAGCAGGACCGCCUGGCCAACUACAUCUGGUACUUUGGUGGACUAGGAGGUGGAGGACUGAUGAUGUUGGUUCCAGCUGUUGUCUUCAUUACUCUGGGGAAAUGUAGCUGCUGCUGGAACGAGAGCUUAAUGAUGUGCGGGUCCGUGUUGGCAGCUGUGGUCGGCCUGGUGGGGUCGAGCUACUGUUUCGUCAUAUCAGGGUUCACCUUGGUGCAGGGUCCCCAGUGCUUCACCUCUUAUGGAUGGUCGUACCCAUUUGCAGACCAGAAGGGCAGGUAUCUGCUGCAGCCAGAGACUUGGUCUCGGUGUCUUCAGCCGCUUCAUAUCGUAGAGUGGAACGUGACUCUGCUGUGUGUUUUACUGGGUUUGGCUGUGCUGGAGUUCAUCAUCUGUCUCUUACAGCUGGGGAGCGGCUUAGUCAACGCCGUGUGCCGGCCUUGCUGCUACAAGCAGGAGUACAGUCUUAAUGCGUAGACAAACACACAUGUGUAUGUAGUAUUACUUGCACAGACAUACUGUACGUGCAUGUGUAUACAUAAAAACACAACACAACACACUAUGUAGACACACUUACACAUGCACUAUCAUGGACCUCUGACAACUGUCAGCUUUGUGUAACCACUGUAUCUUCAAGCUUUUGAGUUGCCUCGGUUAAAGUAGCAAAAGCACCAUACAGUCAUUGAUGACACCAGGAUGUUUGUCCAUAAUGAUGUAGGUGUGUGUGUGUGUGUGUGUGUGUGUGUGUGUGUGUGUGUGUGUGUGUGUGUGUCUGUGUGUCUGUGUUUGUGUGUUAUAUCUACUCCAGGUUAGGAAGAACAGGAUAUACUUUAUUUGCUCGGGUGGUGAAAGAAAGCUCAGCAGACCCACAUGUACAAAAUAAUAAGAAAGAAUCAGAGCAUCCUUGAUCAUAAUAAUAAUAAUAAUAAUGAUGAUAUGUAGUUUCCAGGAUAACAGGUUUCACUGAAGUAAUUGCACAAUUGCCACACAACACAGUGUUAAACAUAGCACAUCUUCAGAAAGUUAACUCCUUCUCAUGUAUUUGUUAUUAUUUUUAAAGAUGUAAAAAGAAGAACUAAAGCGAGGCUUUAGUGACAGCUGUUCAGUCACUUCAAGAAAUCCAAUAUUCUGAAUCUUGUGGUCGCUCACUUUCUUUAUUUUUAUUAUUUUGUACUGUUUGUAUUGAGAUUACUCCAUAAACCUAAUACCAGUGUUAUCACAUGAACAGAGCAGUAGCAACAUACAGGGAGUGGAGAUGAUAAUGCCUUAUUAAAUCAAUAUCAUUACAAUAGUACAUGCAAGAUGGCUGCCACAGAUUGUUUGCCACGUCCUCCAGUGUAGUUGUUGUGGGCAUUUUACUGUUCAUGGUGUUCAUGAAGGCGCUACUGAUCAUUUCCUUAACUUUAGUUUUUUUUUGUUUUUGUUUUUUAAAGGUGCCAUCUUGUCUUUUCAGUGUUAUUUUGUGGUUCCAACUUUUAUACACAGUGUUGGACUACUUAUGGGUUACAAGCAAAUGUGUGUGUGUUUGUACAUUUGUUUUCAUUUUCACAGUAUUUUGUUAAAUUGUUAAAUUGUUUUCUUUAUGUCUUUCAGAUUAUAGUUAAGUGUUAAUGGACAUUUUAUAUAUAUUUUAGUGACAUAUUUUUAUAAUGUACGUUUGUUUGUGCUGCCUUGAAUAA